Tetrahymena thermophila SB210 is the source of this 1965-nucleotide messenger RNA. Its product is annotated as WD regulatory protein, putative. Gene Ontology annotation, biological process: anaphase-promoting complex-dependent catabolic process; positive regulation of ubiquitin protein ligase activity; positive regulation of anaphase-promoting complex-dependent catabolic process. The transcript has a single exon. The record is from RefSeq and is a predicted model, not a curated record. Gene Ontology annotation, cellular component: anaphase-promoting complex. Lineage: Eukaryota; Ciliophora; Oligohymenophorea; Hymenostomatida; Tetrahymenidae. Gene Ontology annotation, molecular function: ubiquitin ligase activator activity; anaphase-promoting complex binding; protein binding.
AUGAGUGAGAUAUAAAUUGAAGAAUAACCCUUUUGCUUUAAUAUAGGAUUAAAUGAAAAUGAACUAAACUCAUCCUUCUGUUCACAAAAUAUUGAAUAGGAGCUUUACAAAAAGCAGAAUUCUUAAGCUAGUCUCUAUUUUUAAUCUAUUUCUUAGUAGGAUAAUACUAGUGACAAGAACUAAAGCAGCUAAUCUCAAUGUCCUCCUAUUAAUUUCAGCAAUAAUUUUUAUCAUAAUUUAGAAUAAAUAAUGUUUAGUGAUGAUGCAAAUGACAACCAUUCUUCUUGCACCAAUACUAGCAGCAACGUUUUUAGUUUAAAAAAAGAAUCAAAUCCCAGUUUCCGUAAGUAGUCUUCUUUUAAUCUUGAUAAAAAAUAAAACUCCUCCUAGAACUUUGAUAAUUGCAUACAAAAGCUUAGAAAAUAUGAGUCUGACGACUGUAAAAACCAAUUGUCUUACGGAUUUGCUACCACAACUAAUGCAAAUACUGAAUUAAGUCUCUCUAAUUAAAACUCCUUUUCAUCAGCCAUAAGCACUCCCUUUUCUCGAAAUACUAAAAAAUAGAAUAAUGCAACAUUUUCAGCUCAUUCUUAGGAUUCAAGUUUAGGCUAUGAAAGAUUCAUUCCAACUAGAAAAAAUAAUAAGAUGUUUAUUAAUUUUUAAAAUAAAGACUCUUCUGAUAUGACAAAGAAAUCUUCUUAAAUAAAAAAUGACCCCUAAACUGCAUGCUAUUCCCAAAAUAGCAAUGAAUCUUUCUCAAUUGCAUCUCUUUAUUAAAAGCAUAUCUUAGAUACUUCAGAUAACUCCAAGAUUCUCUCUUUUAAUGGAAACAGACAGUAAAACACUAACUCUGCAUUUAUGUCCUAACAAAAAUCAGGGUUAUAUUCAUAGUAGUCUAUUAUGGAAUAAGAAAAUAUUAAUGAUGAAGAUUUCUUUAGGAGUAAUGGAUAACUACCAAGUUAAAGCUCCUUAAGCUUUAAAAAAAAGUAAUCUUUAGUUAUCACAGAUAGUACAAAAAUCUUAGAUGCACCUGGUUUAGAAGAUGACUACUACUUGAAUUUACUUCAUUGGAGUGCAUAAAAUGUCAUCUCUAUUGUACUUAAGAAUGAAGUAUUUGGCUACAAUUAUAGUAAUAAAAAAAUUUUUAGUAUGCAAAAACCUGAUAAAAAUAACAUAUAUAAAUUUACAUCUGUUAAAUUUAGCAAGUCUGGCAAGCUGCUGGCAAUCGGAGACUCACUUGGAGGUGUAUAAAUUAUAGAUGCUGAGACUCGUAGAGAAGUAGCUUUCUUUUAAAACCAUGAAGAUAGAGUAGCUAGUCUUUCUUGGAUAAAUGACGAAAUUUUAGCAAGUGGUUCAAAAGAUAGAAAUAUUUAUUGUCAUGAUAUACGUGAUAAGAAUAUAGUCCGCAAAUAUCAAGGACAUCGUAAUGAAGUUUGUGGUCUAGAAUGGUCAUGCGAUUAAUAAACAUUAGCUAGUGGAGGAAACGAUGACAAAUUAUUUGUUUGGAAUAUAGGAUACAAUCAGCAUUAGUAUAAAUUCUCACAGCAUAAAGCUGCUGUAAAGGCCAUUACCUGGAGCCCUCAUUAACAUGGUUUGCUUGUUUCAGGAGGUGGCAGUCGUGAUAAAACUAUUCGUUUUUGGAAUAUUCAUACAGGAAAAGAAGUUGAUUGUAUUGAAACAAGCAGUUAAGUUUGCAGUUUAGCCUUUACUAAGAACACUAAUCAAUUUGUUUCUACUCAUGGUUAUGCAGACAAUGAAAUAUAUGUUUGGAAAUAUCCUAACCCUCAAAAAGUAAAAAUAUUCCAAGGCCACUAAUAAAGAGUUAUUUACAUGGCUUUGAGCCCUGAUCAAAAAUAAAUAGUCACUGGAGCUAGUGAUGAGACUCUUCGUUUUUGGGACGCCUUCCCGGAUGCCCCUUCUUUUAAAGGACCUGAAUCAACUCUUAAAUUUUCUGAUUUAAGAUGA